UCAUGUUCAAUCUCUUUCAUUGAGAAGAGUGUCUCAAUGUUAUUGGCCUGGCAAACCGGCAUUGUCAAGGUUCUUGAAGACAGUCAGGUAUCUCCACCGCCCGGGUUAGUUCAGACUACCACCGUCCCUCUCACUUUCUUUGACAUCUAUUGGAUCAAUUGUUGCCCCGUUCAAUUCCUCUUCUUCUUUGAAAUACCUUACCCUACCUUGCAUUUCACACAAACAACUCUUCCCAAUCUCAAAACCUCCCUCUCUCUUGCCCUGAAACAUUUCUUCCCUUUGGCUGGUAGUAUUAUAUUCCCUUCACCUCCUCAACAACCCUAUAUCCUCUACAGCGAGGGUGACUUUGUCCCGUCCAUCGUAGCUGAAUCCACGGCCGACUUUAGCCAUCUUGUAGGAAAUCAUGAAGGAACUGUAGGAGAAUUGCAAGCGUUAGUGAGGGGAUUACCUCGAAGUCCUGUUAGUAAAGGGUGCAAACAGCAGCCUGCCAUGGCCAUUCAGGUGACUGUGUUUCCAAACUCAGGCAUCUCCAUUGGCAUCACGUUCAGCCAUAUGGUGGUGGAUGGCAGAGUAUUUACUCAUUUCAUGAAAUCAUGGACGGUAAUUUGCAAGUCGAAAAGCGACCUGAUUUCUCAGGGAGAGUCCCUUCCUAUUUACAACAGGGAUUUAAUCAGUGAUCCAGGUGGGAUUGCUUCAAUAUUUAUGAAGGACGCGUCGGAAUGGGAGGAUUUGAGCAGCAUUCCCCUGCAGAAGCUAAGGAUUACGACCGUAAUUAAUCGAUCCCAAAUCGAAAUUUUGAAGAAUUGGGUAAAACGAAAGAGCACGGAAGAGAGUCCGUUGAACCCAUUAAGAAUAUCAACGUUCAUUGUGACCUGCGCUUACAUGUGGGUUUGUUUGAUCAAAUCACAACAAACUGAAAUGGAUGACAAUACCGACCAUAAUGUCUCCCACUUUGUUUUUGCGGCGGAUUUGAGUGACCGUCUAAAAAUACCUGCAACUUACUUCGGAAACUGCCUGGAACCGCUAUUUGCAGAAGCAAAGAAAGGUGAGCUGUUAGGGGAAACUGGGAUUUUGGUGGCAGCAAAGCCUGUUGGAAGAGAAAUUAUGGAACUGGAGAGGGAAGCAUUGAGAGGAGCGGAGAGGUGGGUAUUGAGGGCGAAGGAAAUAUCCCAGUCAGGUGGCCACCAAGUUAACGUUGCAGGGUCGCCGAAGUUGCGUUGGUACGAAUUGGAUUUUGGGUGGGGGAGGACGAAGAAGACGGAGGUAGGUGAUAUUGGUUCUGAUGGAUUGAUAUCAAUUGUGGAAAGUCGAGAUGAAGAAGGAGGGAUUGAGUUCGGGAUUGAGUUCGGGCUAGCUCUUUCUAAGGAUGAAUCGGAGAGGUUCAGUGCUGCUUUUAAGGAAGGCUUGUUGACGCUCUCUUGAUCGAGAUGAAUACAAUUAGAGUAAAUAU
Rubroshorea leprosula is the source of this 1450-nucleotide messenger RNA. NCBI's taxonomy places the organism in Eukaryota, Viridiplantae, Streptophyta, Magnoliopsida, Malvales, Dipterocarpaceae. The record is from the annotation of a GenBank genome assembly.